AGACAACUUGUGAUUCAAUCUUUCUUUGUUUCUUUAUUUAUUUUUAUUUAAUCUUGAAAUUAAAGGAAAAUUCCAGUAGAGGCUACGCUGGCCUAAGUCGUGGGAUCUCACAAGUAAUUCAUACGUUUCCCGGUUGAAAUCAACCGUUAAAUUUACGAGUUAAUUCUCAUUUUAUUAGCUGAGACUUUAAGAAGCAUAAAAUCCACUCCUAUUUUUUCUCCUUAAAUUAUCUCAUAAUAAUUUUUUUAAAAAAAUUUACAUUGUUUUUUUUAAAAAUGACUCCUAUUAAAAUAUAAUUCUUUUCGGUGAAUAAAAUUCACAAAUUUUUACUUUUAGCCCAAGGUAGAGAUGAUUCAUCGCCGAUACAAUGCAGAAGUCUUGGUUCCGUGUAAUAUGAUAUAUACAUAUAUUUGUAUGCACUGCUCUAUGUAUUGAUUCAACCUGUGCUGUCAAUCAAUCGGAGAUAUAUAGAUCGAUCCAUUUCAGCUGUUGCUUUGAUUGUUUGGUGCUUCUCUGCAAUCGGUGAAGAUGGUGUUGGCGGAUUUAGGAGGGAGAAUCUCCCACGCGAUACAGCAGAUGACCAAUGCCACGGUCAUCGACGAGAAGGUCCUCAACGACUGCCUCAAUGAGAUCACCCGUGCCCUCCUCAGCUCCGACGUUCAGUUCCAGCUCGUCCGUGACAUGCAGAAGAACAUCAAGGCCAUCGUCAACCUCGACGAGCUCGCCGCCGGCCACAACAAGCGCAGGAUCAUCCAGCAGGCUAUAUUCAAUGAGCUUUGCAAGAUGUUGGAUCCCGGGAAGCCUUCUUUUACUCCAAAAAAGGGAAAACCAAGCAUCGUCAUGUUUGUUGGUUUGCAAGGGUCGGGAAAGACUACGACAUGUACCAAGUAUGCUCAUUAUCAUCAGAAGAAAGGUUGGAAGCCAGCUCUUGUUUGCUCUGAUACUUUCAGAGCAGGUGCUUUUGAUCAAUUGAAACAGAAUGCCACCAAGGCUAGAAUUCCAUUCUAUGGAAGUUAUACAGAGUCGGAUCCGGUGAAAAUUGCUGUGGAAGGCGUCGAGACAUUCAAGAAGGAAUACUGCGAUCUGAUCAUAGUGGACACUAGUGGGCGUCACAAACAGGAAGCCGCCCUUUUUGAAGAAAUGCGGCAAGUUUCUGAGGCAACGAAUCCGGAUCUCGUUAUAUUCGUCAUGGAUGGCAGUAUGGGGCAAGCUGCAUUUGAUCAAGCUCAGGCAUUCAAGCUGAGUGUUCCUGUCGGAGCUGUUAUCAUUACGAAAAUGGAUGGUCAUGCAAAGGGAGGUGGUGCUCUUAGUGCUGUUGCAGCAACAAAGAGUCCAGUUAUCUUCAUGGGUACUGGCGAGCAUAUGGAUGAGUUUGAGGUCUUUGAUGUUAAACCUUUCGUCAGCCGUCUUUUAGGUAUGGGCGACUGGACUGGAUUAAUGGACAAACUCCAAGACGCAGUUCCCGAGGAUCAACAGACAGAUCUUGUGGAAAAGUUUAUGGGAGGGAACUUCACCCUGAGGACUAUGUAUGAGCUAUAUCAGAGCAUACUUAACAUGGGUCCGCUGAGCCAGGUCUUCUCCAUGAUGCCAGGAUACCGCGAACAGAUGAUCCCCAAGGGCCAGGAGAAAGAAAGCCAAGCAAAAAUCAAGCGUUGUAUGACAAUAAUGGACUCCAUGACAAACCAAGAGCUUGACAGUACAAACCCCAAGCUAAUGAAUGAGUCGAGGAUAUUGAGGAUAGCGAGAGGAUCAGGUCGGCAGGUUAAAGAAGUAAUGGAGAUGAUGGAAGAAUACAAGAAGCUGGCCAAGAAUAUGAAGAGUGUGAUUCCGAAUAAGGGCAAUAAGAACUUGUUGUCUCAGAACAUGAACGCGCAGCAGAUGAGCCGAGUCCUUCCGCCACAGAUGCUGAAGCAGAUAGGUGGGAUGGGAGGCUUGCAGAGCUUGAUGAAGCAGAUGAGUUCGGCUAAGGACUCGAUGGGGAUGUUCGGAGGCAAAGCAGAGAAGACUCGUAAGAAGAAAACCUGAGACAGCUGCUUUGGACUCUGAAUGGUUGUGAAGAGCUCGGGUUCAUCUUGACCAUAACUUUGCAUCUGGGAGGCAUUGGGCGAAAGAGUGCAACAGUAUGAAUUCAUUCCAAUAGCUCAGGUUCAUCGACAAGGGAUAGGUCACAGAGAAAGACGAAGAACAAUUUUUUUUUCUAAGGUCAAGAAGGCCUAUUGUAUGCGAGCAAACUCAGACUUUGAAGUUUAGUAGAUUAGGCUUUGGAUCAUUCGGGUCUAACCCUAGCAUGUACAGUCUUGAUACUAAUCAUUAGAGGCAGUGUUGUUAUCGUUUCUCACCA
Molecule: messenger RNA, 2341 nt
Organism: Punica granatum (pomegranate)
Lineage: Eukaryota; Viridiplantae; Streptophyta; Magnoliopsida; Myrtales; Lythraceae
Source: RefSeq, a predicted model, not a curated record